GUAUAGCCAGCUGCCUGUUGCCAUGGCAACCAGCAGUGCGGUGCCUAGCGACAACCUCCUCACGUACAAGCUGGUGGUGGUGGGGGAUGGAGGAGUGGGGAAGAGCGCUCUCACCAUCCAGUUCUUCCAGAAGAUCUUUGUGUCCGACUAUGACCCCACCAUCGAGGACUCCUACCUGAAACACACAGAGAUAGAUGGACAGUGGGCCAUCCUGGACGGUAGGGAGACAUUUUCUCUUCUGUCUCUCUGGGUUAGGGGUGCUGGUGUCCUUUAUCAAUUCUGUUCAGGAUGUUAAUGAAACAUACUGUUGUGGCACAGUAUUCCCAUAUAGUUUCACAGAUUUAGACUUAUACUAUAUGUGCAUUUGUUUGCAAUUGAUAGCUUGUUGCUUUUCCAAUCAUUUCAUAUGAAAACAAGCAAGAAGAGGAUUCCCAGUAGCAUCUUGUAACAAUGGUACCUGUAUGUUUUGUUAUUGCACAGUGCUGGAUACAGCAGGCCAAGAGGAGUUCAGUGCUAUGAGGGAGCAGUACAUGAGGACGGGGGACGGCUUCCUCAUCGUGUUCUCUGUGACCGACAAGGCCAGCUUUGAACAUGUGGACCGCUUCCACCAGCUCAUCCUCAGGGUCAAAGACAGGUGAGGGCCAGCUUUUGAUAUGAUGCGUGCCUUAUGGGCCAGACACUUACACAGGACUGCUGCUACUGUACCGAGUGCCUCCGACUGGGUUGUCUGCCGCAAUCUUUUGUGUGUUCCCUCCAACACUCUCACUGGUAAAGGGUUCAUCUACACAGCAGAUAGUCAUGCUGCUCUAUUCUGUAUCUCUUGUUCACAACAAAUGAAAACAAACAAGUCCUUCCCCAGACAAUGUUUCCAUUCCAGUCAGGUUGUCAGCUGUGUAGUGGUGUAACUGUACACAUGUUAUGUUGAAAUGAGAUGCAUCUGUUCCUCAGUCCUUCUCCUUCCUUCUGCUCUCCUUCAGGGAGGCCUUCCCCAUGGUGCUGGUGGCCAAUAAGGUGGAUUUGGUUCACCUCCGCAAAAUCACCAGCGACCAGGGGCAGGAAAUGGCUGCCAAACACAAUGUGAGUACAGUGUCAGCUCAGACAGGGAGUGGGCAGCUUGAUGUCUAAAUCCUUCAUUUUUAAUGUCUUGUUUGAUGCAGUACAGUGUCCAAAUUGAUGAAUGUACUUUUAAUGGGGAAAAAACUCAGAACCCUAGUUAUACCCUAGUUUUGAAUGGAUAAUUUUGGCCAAUAAUCUUUUAUAGUCAGGUCAAAUGGUUAGGAAAAAGUCAGGGCUGUAGUUGAACCUGUAGAAGGCCUUUCCCCACUGCUGUUGUCAGUGGCUGGGGUUGUUCUAUGGGCUGUGUGUUCUGGGCUGCUAUUCCUGGGAGAGAGGUUGUUGGGUGCAGGGCAGGCUGGGAUGCUGACUCUGCGUUAGCUACAGGGUGUAAUGUAGGCCUCUGGGAGAGACUGAGUCUCUGUGGUGGGGAAAAACACAAAUAUAGCCAAGCUUGGCCUUUACUGUUUUAGAACACGUUAUGUCAGAGGACACCACCAAGUGUGAGAGUGCAUCAAAUUAUGUGUUUGCAGAUCUAUGCUUACAUUUGUUUUUACUUGCAAAACUCACAUCCCUUAUUAUGGGGCUCUGUGCUGGAAAAACAUAAUUAGUAUUUGUUGUGUAUACCUUGUGGCACUAGCGAAAUCAAAGACUAUUCGAUUUUUUGCUUGUCAUCUUUCCUGACAAUGUUUGAUCAAUGUGUUUUUUUCUUCACAGAUCACAUACAUUGAGACAAGUGCCAAGGAUCCCCCUAUGAAUGUGGACAAGGCGUUCCAUGAACUAGUCAGGGUUAUAAGGUAGGCCAAACUUCUAGAUAUAUAAUUACUGACUUGAAGGCUAUGUUUAAGAAUGAUGAAUUAAGAAUUGUAUAGGCUUGAUCAUAAUAUUGGAUUCAAUUCAUGCUUGAAUAAGAGAGAACCACCAUUUUGGUUUCCCUUUGCAAACACACUAUAUACUGUAUAUGGCAUGAAUGCCAGCAAAAGUCUGUUAAAGGGUUGGGGAAAAAACAGUAGCUAUUUCCUGAAUUAACAGAUGUUUAAUUUCAGAGGAAUCCAGUAUGUGUUGGUGUUCGGUGUGGUCAUAUCCUGCUGGAGGGCCCACUCAACUGUUUGUCAGGGAUGUAGAGAGUUCUACAUAAAGACUUAGAGGCCCUCUAGUCUUGCUGCUUGGGUAGCUUGGCUAUCUGAUUUUAAUCCUCACCCUCCCUCUCUUUCUUCUCUUGUCCUUUCCUUCUCUUGUCUACUCCUUCCUUUACAUACCCUCAUUUCCUACUCAUUUUCUUAUUUUUUUUCUACACCCUCUUUCUCCUCCAUCCUUUCUCUCUCUUUCGCUCUGACGUUCUCUCUCUCUUCCUCCUGUGCAGGCAGCAGAUCCCAGAGAGGAGCCUGAAGAAGAAGAAGAAGAUGAAGUGGCGAGGGGAACGAUCUACGGGUUCUCACAAAGUCCACUGUGUCAUCUUG
Messenger RNA from Coregonus sp. 'balchen', 2513 nucleotides. NCBI's taxonomy places the organism in Eukaryota, Metazoa, Chordata, Actinopteri, Salmoniformes, Salmonidae. The record is from the annotation of a GenBank genome assembly.